Diaporthe amygdali is the source of this 1743-nucleotide messenger RNA. RefSeq names its product platelet-activating factor acetylhydrolase. NCBI's taxonomy places the organism in Eukaryota, Fungi, Ascomycota, Sordariomycetes, Diaporthales, Diaporthaceae. The coding region runs from base 1 to 1743 and encodes 580 amino acids. The transcript has 2 exons. The record is from RefSeq and is a predicted model, not a curated record. Gene Ontology annotation, molecular function: 1-alkyl-2-acetylglycerophosphocholine esterase activity.
AUGGGCCCUCCAACGACCAAGGCCGAGAAGGCGGCCUACUCGGAGCGAAUGUCGUACUAUCUUAACAAAGUCAACCCUGUGCCCACUCUGCCAGAUUACACAGGCCCCUACAAAGUUGGUACCGCGGACGUCGAGAUCCCAAUUGCCGACCUCCACGCCCCGAGCUCAGCUCCUUCAAACGCGACGGACAUUCCGACCGUACAAUUCCGCAUCUUCUACCCUGCUCAACACGACAGCAAAGGCAAGAGGAUAACAUGGCUGCCGGCUCCUCAGCGCAGUCAUGUCACAGCCUACACAAAAUUCCUCGGCUUUGGUGCCUUCGCAUCUGAGCUUCUCUCGUUUCUUCCACGACACGUCCAUUAUACCACGAUACCCGUCCACAAGAAUGCCACAAUUCUCGAGCCCGAGCACAUUCCGAACAAGCGUUGGCCGACAAUGAUCUUCUCCCAUGGCCUCGGCGGCAAUCGCAACGCAUACUCACAUAUUGCCGGCUCCAUGGCCUCCCAUGGCUUGGUGGUGAUAUGCCCCGAACACCGCGAUGGAAGCGCUGCUGUCUCCUUCAUCCGCGACCCCGCGGCACAGGACAAAUUCUUCGCCAAAAAUACCAGACAUUCAGUCCCAUAUAUCAAGAUUGCGCACGAGCAAAACCCAGAAACGUGGGACGCGAGGAACAAGCAGCUGAAAAUUCGUCUCUGGGAGCUCGGGUUGAUACAUGAAGCUAUACUGGAUAUCGAUGGCGGGCUACCUAUGAAAAAUCUGAACACCAGCACGCCAGCAGAUUGUCUGAGCCAGCUGGCGUCGAAGAUGAACGUGCGAGAGCCCGGUUCUAUCAUCUUCAGCGGGCACUCUUUCGGCGCGGCAACUGUGGUGCAGUUCCUCAAAUCCACAUACUACGUCGACGCACCCGAGCUCAAAGACCUGGACGAGCCUCUGUUCGUGCCUGCGCCAGACAGCCGUAUAAGGGCGCAGAUUACCCCUGCGAAUCUCUCCAUACUGUUUGACAUGUGGUGUUUCCCCCUGGUUGCCCCAACCACCACAUCUCUCUACCGCCUUCCGCUGCCAGCAUACGCGGACAAUGUCCCCACGGCACCCGGCGGAUCCGCCAUCCUCGCCGUCGAGUCCGAGGCAUUCUUCAAGUGGACCGAGCACCUACACGCCAAGUGUCGAAUUCUGUCGCCGGACCCCAGCGCCCCCGUCGUCAAGGCCUCCGCGUUCGAGCGUCCGGGGUCGGGCAUCCGGCUCCCGGAGCCAAACUUCUUCUACGUCGUCAACAGCGCGCACCUGAACCAGAGCGACUUCGGCGUGCUGUUCCCGUGGCUGACCAAGAAGGUGUUCGGGUCCGACGAGCCGGAGAGGGCGCUGAGGCUGAACGUGCGGGCAUGCUUGCAGCUGCUGCGGACGAACGGCGUGCCUGUAGCCCGGACCUGGGUCGGUGAUCUCGUCGAGGGCACUGACGAGGGCGCCAAGCUCGGCGCUGUGGAGACCAGCAGCCGGUCUGACACCGAGGACGGGGGCGUUGAGGAUGGCAUCCAGGACGAUAAGGCCAUCUUUGAAAGGACCAGGACUGGGCUCGUCGACCAUUGGAAGUGGAUUGAUGUUGUCGGCAUGGGCGGCGAGUCGGGGCACGAAGGUGAGCAUGGGAAGCCCGAAACUGUCGAAGGAGAGAGCGAGAUGGAAAAUGAAAUCGAGAUGGGCGCUGAUACGCAGCCGGUGGCUACUGCGGUGACCGCUGCCGCGGCGUGA